Candidula unifasciata is the source of this 1127-nucleotide messenger RNA. The record is from the annotation of a GenBank genome assembly. NCBI's taxonomy places the organism in Eukaryota, Metazoa, Mollusca, Gastropoda, Stylommatophora, Geomitridae.
ACCUUCACAACGAGCGCCUCGACAUGAUCAGCCGCGAGUAUUGCCAGCAGCUGGAGAUGAUCUGUGAGGAGUUUGACCUGGAGCGAGCCAUGCUGAAGGAGCACCAUCACACGGAGAUGAACAACAUUGACGACAUCUUGUACGCCAUGGACGCCAUGCACCAGGCAGACGAAAGCGAGGCCCUGGCGGAGUAUGAGAUGAUGGAGGUGGAGAUAAAAAAUAAGAGCUUGGAAGGCAAACAGGCUCUACGCCUCAAGCUGGGGACAAAAAUAGAGGAGUUGUGGCAGCAGUUCCGGCAAAUGUUACAUAACUGUAACGAAAUCAACGAAGACAGGAGAACCGCCUUUGACAUCAUCAAACAGAAAGACGACAAACGUUCCAAGGAGAUUGACAUUAACAAUCGCAAGCUUGCACGUCUGGAGAAGCAAAUUCGACAGCUGCGAGCGAAACUGAGGGCUCGUACUCGGGGAUACGAUAAAGGCGAAGGAAGUGCGAAAGAUGAUGAUGAGGACGAGGCAUUUAACAGGGCGGAAAGGAUGCGAUUGGCCAAGGACUUCCACCAGACGAAGGAGGAGAUAAACCAGGUCCGACUGCACGCCAGCGAGAAACUGGUCCGACUGAUAAUUGACAGUAGUAAGGCCGUCAAGGAACUGCGAAAACAGAUUGAUAAGGCUGUGUCGGUGCUCAAGCUGGCAGAAAUUUGUCGCAAGCUGGAGACGGAAGAAGAGAAGCUGGUGCCGUUCUACGUGUCCUCGCUGGGGGAGCAGAAGAACCUCAAGAAUGUCGCCGUUGAACCAUCCUCUCGGCUUCUGGCUGAAGCAAUGCAGGACUGCUAUGGUCUGGAGAAUUUCUGGAAACGAUACAACAAGGUUUUGCUGGACAAACUGUCCCUGGACAAGGAGAAAGACUCGCUGACGGCCGAGAAUCAGCAGCUAAGGAGAUUGCUCAAGCAGUACAUGGACAGUAUUUCUGUCAAUGAGCAAGUCAUGAAUCAGAAUAAUCCACUCCUGGUGGUCAAAAACGGCUUGACAUCAUGCAAAAUGCCAGAGAUGUGCACCUGCCUGCGACAGGCACCACCAAAGACAGUCAUUGAAGCAGCUCAUGUGGCCAGGCAAUUGCUCAACUGA